AUGAUCUAAAUGCAAGAUAUAUAGGAAUCUAUGAUUCUAAAUUAAAUUUCAAGUGAUGAUGAAGAUGAGUCAGAAAGUCCAAUAGAAAUAUAAUAGACAUAAAAAACAUAACAUUAAGAACAAUCUAUUAUUUAGACAGUCAACGAAAUAUCAUUCAAUCGUAAUAUGGAUAAAAGAAUAAAUGAAACAAUAGUUCUAUAAAAUCAUGCAGAUGAAAUUACUUAAAAAUCAAUGAAAAAUGCAAAAGAAGCUUAUUAAAGAGAAAUAAUAAAAGAAUUAGUUUCAAAAUAGAAGAAGAGAUUUAAAGUAGAUGGAUUCAAUUUAGACUUAACUUGUAAGAUUAAUAUUAAUUUUAGAUAUAACUGAUAAUAUAAUAGCAAUGGGAUUUCCAGCUGAAAGUUUUGAAGCAAUUUAUAGAAAUCCAAUGCCAGAAGUGUAAAAAUUUUUAAAUAGUCGUCAUCCAAACAAUUAUAUGGUUAUUAAUUUGUAAGCUUACUACUCCUACCUAGAUGUUCAGAGCGUAAGUACAAACAUGAGUCUUUCUAUAAAGUGGCCGAGUUUCCUUUUGAUGAUCAUUAAGCACCUCCAUUUAAUAUGAUGAUUGAAUUUUGUUAAAAAGUUCAUGAAUGGUUAACUGCAAAUUCUAAUCAUGUAGUGGCAAUUCAUUGUAAAGCAGGUAAAGGAAGAACAGGUGUUAUGGUUUGUUGCUAUUUGUUAUAUAGUGGAAAAUACAAUUCAAGUUAAGAUGCAUUAGCUUAUUAUGGUUUAGUUAGAACAUAAAAUAAAAAGGGUGUAACAAUACCUAGUUAAAUUCGAUAUGUACAUUAUUUCAGUUAUGGUUUGAAAAAUGAAUUGAUUAAAAUGCCAUUUAAAAAAAUAGAAUUAGUAUCAGUUAGAUUGGUUGGUGUAUCUCAUGGUACAAUGAUAAGAAUAUAAAAUAAUGAUAGGUAAUUAAUAGAAAAAGCUUAAAUUGUAUCAGAAAAAGAAAUACUUUAUGCAUUUAAUGAUAUAUUUUUAUAAGGAGAUGUUCUCAUUUAAAUAUUCCAUAAGUCAAUUGUUUCAGAAUCCAAAAUCUUAUAAGCUUGGUUUAAUACUAAUUUUGUAUCUCUUUUGCCUAAAGAAUAAAUAUUUAAGGCUAAUGAGUUAGAUAUGUCAAAAAAAUCAAUGAAACAUUCUUCUUAAAUUUAAAUGGAAUUACAAUUUGAUCAAAUAAUUCAAAUUAGAGAAAGAUCAAAUUGUUUAUCAAAAGGCAAAUGA
This is a messenger RNA of Paramecium primaurelia, 1257 nucleotides long. The record is from the annotation of a GenBank genome assembly. Lineage: Eukaryota; Ciliophora; Oligohymenophorea; Peniculida; Parameciidae.